CUAAAGUCUCUCUCUUUACGAGGAUAUCGCAUCAUUAUGGACGCAGGUUGACCUUGACUCUGAGGACAUUUCCACCCCCACAGCAAUUCCCACACUUUCACGCAUCAUCUAGAAACCCUUGUUUUUUGGUUUGCUUGAAGACACAUCACAUCUACUUCACCUUCAUGCACCAUGAUGAUACUGAUAGGGUUCGUAGUUUCUCUUCAUUGGAGGUUUUGAAGAUCUUACAUCAUUUAUAAGAUUGUCCACUUAUAUUGACUCGAACCCAUCAAGAACUCACCUUACUUGAGGCUUUGGAGUUCAAUAAGAAGAUCGUCCACUACAUUAUUCACCAGCCAAAGCACCAAAUAUCAAGAUGAGCAGCAGCACGCCGCACACGAUGAAGAUGACGGGCAAGAAGACGCUGAUCAUCCUCCACGUGUACAUUUAUUAAGGCUGAUGAAGAUGAUGUACUAGCUAAUAAAAAUUCAUCCUUGCUUUGUUCAUGUGCAUCCUCGAAACUACGUAUGGGGGUUUUUCUAUGGGGAAGGGAAGGGAAGGUUUUUCUAUGUAUAACACAGCAGUCCUUGUACUCUUCUAUCGCCGUUAUACUUUUCGAGGACAUGAUUAAUCAUGCAGCUGAGAGAUGAAUUGCGGAGAGCUCUAAUGUUGCACGGCACUCGACGCCAUUGGAGGGGUCGGCAGUGGGCUUCUCAUGCUCCUCACCAGUUACGCCUUGUCGGAGCAGGGCGCUGUCUCUGGUAUGUCUGCUUUUCUUCCGCCAAGAGAGGAGUCGUCCCGUUCCCGUCGAAACACUGGUCCGGCUUCUGGAGGUUUCCUGAAAAAAGAAGAAGAAGCAGCGCUUCAUCAACAAGAAUAUAAUACCGCGCAAGAAGAUUAAGGAUCAAAUUAAUUCAUUUCCAAGGGUCAUUUUCCUCUGUUUCUCUCUUGGGAAUCGGAAGAAAUGAACUGAAGAAAUGAAGUGCUGUGAGAGAGCUCUAACAAGAUGCAGCUCAUGAUCAUCAUGCUUCUUCUGAUCUACUUCUACAUGUAGGUGCUGAUGCUGGACCAUCUUCAUCUGCUUCAGCAUUCUUCGCACCCAGAGAUCAUGGCAAUGUAUUGCUUCUUUCAACAUGUUUAUGAAGAAAUGACAAUUAAAACUAGAUAGAAAGGGUGGUCUUGACUUUUUUUUUUUGGAUUUUUUUGAAUUCAGGAGAAGACGAAGCAUCUAGUACUAGUUUACAAGCUACUACUCUUUGCGGAUCUGCUCUGCUCUUAAGGCCUUCUUAUUUAACAACUGUUACUCACAGUGUAGUAGGUAGAGAACGCAGCUGUUCUUUAGAGAACUGAUCUCAUCCUAUCUGACUCUUUUUUUUUGAAUUCAGGAGAAGACGAAGCAUGAUCUUGCUGGAAACGUCGAGCAGAGCUUUGUCCAAAUUAAUCAUGGUGUCCGGGAUCCGCGUCGGGAUUUGGAUUUCGUGAACGUGGAGAAGGGAGUUGAAGAAUUGGACAAGGCGUUGGAUAAGGUCGGUUCGUCCACCGAGGUCGAUGUGGCCGUGACGAAAGAGCUGUUAGGGGGCGGUUUAGAUUUAUUUGUAACGCCCGGUGACAAAAGUCCGGAACAGUGGGCACACGAAUUCGCUACAAUUCGUCAAACGGGUAAGGAAUUAUUUCAAAACGCUGGCGAAGCGUCGUCGGCGCCAGAAGAAGAGAGGGAGACGAGCAAAAUCAAAGCGUCCUCGCCGCAGCAAUCGCUCGCCGCGCUUCUCCGUUCACCAACUUGCGGCGCGUAUGAUGCGGAGACGGUGACGCCUUGCAACUGCGCAAUGGCCAACAUAGAAGGCUACCGCAAGAAGCGGGAAGAACUACACGGCAAGAUGCACGAAGGUUCCAUGGAAGACUACUUAAGGCUAGACACUCACUAUCUGCCAUGAUGUCGCUGAUGCAUCUAUCCUGAUAAUUGGGUUCCUUUCCCUUAGAACAAGUGAUAGUCAAGGACUUGGUGCUCCUUCCUCUUACUUAGUGGAAGAUCUAUUUAUUUUAUUUAUAAGGGAGGGCACGGGCAUCUUCCUCCUGUCCACUUCCUUGAUAGAAAUGAGAAAGCGGACUUCUGUAGCUGUAUUUCCCAGACUUGACUCGGUAGGGUAACUUGAGCAUGGUAUACAUGACCGUGGCCAUCAAGCGCUAAGCUAACUUACUUACGUCGGUGGAGGAGUAUACUCAGCGCAUAUGGCAGUCAAGUUCCUUUGUGAUCGUGCUGACGCGUACAUCGGCAUGGGCCCUGGAAAGGUACCUCAAAGAGUUCUAGGUUUGAAAGAGCUCAUCAAACAGCGUUCGUGCAAAGAGGGGAGCGAACUAUUCGCCAUUCUGCGCGCGGCUCGUGAGCAAUUCCCCGAUUAUUCCGAGAGCCCUGAGAUGGUCUGGCUUCUGCUCGAUGCUCGCGUUGCCGCUUCAAGCCUCGUUCCUGUCUUCAAGGCCCCAAACCAAGCGCCUCCCGUCUAUUGGGCAAAGUACUACGACGAUGUGCUGUCUGACGAGAAAAAGAAGCAGUCGACGGUGGAGGGCGUAUUGGCAACGUUGCGGUCUCUGCUAGCACUCCCGGCAGCGGAAACGCUCUCUACCGAGUGGAAGGGCGAGUGGGGGCUUACUGGCUGGAUUUCUCUUCUGGGAAAUUUUCUUCAGUCCAAGGCUCAAGGCGUUCUCACUAUUGGGCGAACGUUUCUCGUCGCUUUUGGUUUUAAGGCCCGACUCACUACCUCUUACUAGCAAGGUAUAAAUGAAUGAAUGAAUGAAUGAAUGAAUGGAGCGCGCAUCCCUUCAGAUCAUGAUCCUUGGCUUCUUUUUCAACGGAAAAGAGUCAGAGGCUUCUUUUUCAAAGGAAAAAAGAAGUGAUCUCCAAGGUGGAUAUGGAUCAACGGCUCUAACGCUUGGUUUUUUGCGUCCCUGCAGAAAGAUCUGCUCGAGGAUUUUGUCUAUGCUGUGACCCACAGCCACGACCCGCGAAAAUUCGCGGUAAGCAAAGUAGCUGCUUGCAGUUACGCAGCUGCCAUCGAGGCAGGAUCCCCUUUGCGGCUGGUCGAGAGCAGGUUAGAUUACCUCAUUAUCGACGCGGUAAUGCGGUACAGAGACAUCAAACGGAUUGGGACAGGUUCGACAAAAGAAAGACGACCAUUCGUGAUCGCCGCUAUGCAUAAGCUUGCACCAGCGAAAAAAGCUCCAUAUGCAUAUGCUACUUUGGCGUACCGUCCUGAACCAGAGGCGACGAAGAUGACCGAACUCAAGGAAUUUAUUGAAGUCGGACGCCAGAAAAUAGAUGCUGCAAAGCAACAACAAGAGGUGGCGGGUGGAAAAACUUCUCCUGACCUGCUGCAACGAGCGGGACUCGCCGUGAAAGGUGUCGAGUCUGCGGCGAUGGAUUUGUUGCUCUCUGGAGGCGCCUCUUCCACUGCUCCAGAGUCUUGGAAACAGUUGCAGGAUUUUUGGAACGCUCCAGCACAAGCGAUCGACAGUGCACGCGACGCAAGCGUCCGCUAUCUCGCAAGCGGGCUCACAUCCUACUUUUAGGAGACGAGUUGUCUACCUCUUGUAAUAUUCUUCACUGUAAGAGUAAGUAGAGGACUACAUACAUUUACAUACUGGCUAAAUAAAUUUAUAUAUACUUACAAUAUUUAAGUGAAGGUGAUGCAAGAGCUACUACAUAUUCACAAUUUUUGAUUAUAGUAUCUACUUGCUACAUCAUUCAUUCCGUUAUUUUUCCUAGUCAGUUUGGCUCCACCCAUAUUAUAGUAUCUUGCUUCUAAGGGUUAACCCACCUUCGGCCGAGCCAGAAGAUGAUCAAAGACGAUCCGAACGCAGCACCAAGUCCCAGAGCCUUGGAAAUACCGCAGGCAAUGGACCUAGACUAUGCGCUCUCAAGCGGAGCGAACUUUGCUGAGAAUAUUCACGACCUGGUUCGUAAAGGCGCUACUGAAGGCGCCACCGAAGAGGCGCGCAAAGCUAACCAGCAGAAAGCUUUGGAUAUGGUGAAAGCAAUGGUAAACUAUGGCCAGCUUUUAUCCAUCUUCUCACUUAGCAUCUCUUUGGUAUCCUUUUGCCACCAUCUGGAACAAGGGGCGUGCGGAGAUGGAUAAUAAGUGAAGCACACUCUUCUAACCAAAAGACCUCGGCAGCCAAAAUCGAUCCAUGCAUCGACAGUACUGGAAAUCGAACUACGCUGAGACGUGCAACGAGUUUCUCUACGUGCUAUACGACGAUCUGCAGCACAUGUGGCACUGGUUCACACAUUUGGGCGCUCCGAUGGAACCUUCAGGAGUAGAAGGCCCAUUGUUCUUACGGCUACUUACUCCAAAUCUUCAUCGCGAACACGACUCAAUAAUUAAGGGUACUAGAAUAUCACUAUCCUAAGGGACUCAGGUUGGGAUAGUGAUAAUCUACCGUUGACUCGAGAAAUGCUAUCUUGCUUCCUAUAUGUAGUUGUAUGAGGUUCACAGCCAGUAUCGUCCUUAGGAGUGAAGCAAUCCUUAGGAGUCAAGCAAUGCUAUCUCGCUUCUUCCAUGUACUUCUUGUAUGAGUUCUUUCACAGCCAGUUGUAUCGUCCUACUUGACUCAUCUUUGAUUUUGUGGUGCUCAUAGCACCCCUCAUUUUCUUCUCGUAGCUCUAAAGAACAGCACGUCCUCGACAUCUGCGGAAGAAUCUGCGUACGACGGUGCGAAGUAUUGGGCUCGGAAACAAAUGGCGCUAUCGGUUUUCUCGGCUCUUCAAGAUUUGCUUCGCUUUGCGGAGGAGGCCGUUUAUGAACCGGGGAAGGUGGGACGGGCGAACAAGAGCUACAACAUGUACAGUGGCUCGGAUCCCAUUUGGCUCCCACUUCAACGCGCAAAAAACGAGAAGAAUUUCGCGAAGUCACAAAAAGCCGACAUGAAAAGAAGAGGGGUCCUCACUGCUGACAGUGAAGAAGAUGAAGAUGCCGAGGACGAUGGUCAGCAUGUUCCCCUUCAUGAUGCGCCCCCGACGUGGCCCACCGAGUUCGCGUGCGCUGAGCCGACCUAUGCAGCAAAGCUGAGAAAAAUGGUGGAUGAAGCCACUGCUACACCUACUGCGAGGGCAGCACCAUCUUCGCCUCCACCUGCCGUCAUGCCCUCGAUCGGUUUCCCCUUAGGUGAUGAUGAAUCUGAUGCAGAGCCACCACCAGAAACAGAUGAGAACUCAGGAAUUUGAAAUUAUAUUCGGUUGUCGGAGAUGGAGGACGGGCGCGUGGAGGGGGGGGUAGGGGACGUGGAGGAAGAGGAGGAACAUGAAGCGUGAAAGUAAUUGAAUAAUUAGAAGACUUGAAGGUACCAGAUCACUGCAGAAUAGAAUAGAACACUACAAAAAGCAUCGACCUUCCAUUCCAACAUGAAGAAUCUACUCUAGUGGUGAUAAUAUUGUCGAUCACUAUCACAACCACACACAAAAUAGAUCUGUAGAACUGCUCGACUGCUUGCUAGGACAACUAAGGCUAACUACUGUGAACUAAUUAAAACUUGCCCCGUCAUUGUAAUUGUUCAAAAUUCCGGCUAUUGUACAUUGUAUCAAGCAGCGUAAAUGAUACUCGUCAUUAUACCGCUGUCCUUGUUUUCAUAUUUUAAGAGAGAAGGAAGAAGGCACGAAGACGAAGUCGCAGACGUAUCAUGUAAUUGUUUUGCUGUAGUUGUAUGUGCUAUAAUUAAAUGUAUGUGCAUCUUAAGUAGUUUUAUUUUGAUGAAAUUAAAUACGGAACAAGAUCGAUGUGGACGAAUCCAAAAAUGCGGAAAGGUAUCAUGAAAGGAAGUCGAAUGUCGAAUGUUGCUCGAAACGAUUGACAAAAAAUUGGUCUGCCACGACAGUGGCCACACAUAUGGUAGCGCAUGCCAGUUCAUCAGACGAGCAAAUUCAUCGCGAGAGAGGUGGUCGACGGGCCACAGCCACUGCGAGGAGGAGAACAGGUUUUUUUUUUCCUGUAGGUGGUCCGCGCUCGAGAUGGGUCGCGCGGGGACGC
Messenger RNA from Amoebophrya sp. A25, 5996 nucleotides. The record is from the annotation of a GenBank genome assembly. NCBI's taxonomy places the organism in Eukaryota, Dinophyceae, Syndiniales, Amoebophryaceae.